Drosophila bipectinata is the source of this 3236-nucleotide messenger RNA. It is a transcript of the gene Ccdc39, whose product is annotated as Coiled-coil domain containing protein 39. The record is from RefSeq and is a predicted model, not a curated record. NCBI's taxonomy places the organism in Eukaryota, Metazoa, Arthropoda, Insecta, Diptera, Drosophilidae. Gene Ontology annotation, biological process: inner dynein arm assembly; cilium-dependent cell motility; epithelial cilium movement involved in determination of left/right asymmetry. Gene Ontology annotation, cellular component: axoneme.
AAUUUUGUUCAUUACUCGCACACCUAGUCCGGAAAACACAGCCUGGAAAAUUCUGAGGAAAACUUAUUCAAUCCGGCCUAGACAUCGGGCUCCAAGAUGAACCGCACCGACGACAUGAAGCGGGCCUCGCUGCACGACCACAAGAUGAACGCGAUGGCAUCCAUGGGGUGGGCGGUGGACGCGGACAUCCCGAUGGCCAACGCCGAGAACCUGGCCAUUCUGAAGGAGCUGACCAGGCUCCGUGCUCUGAAGCUGGAGGCGCAGCAGCACAUGAACUCGCUGGAUGAGCGCGAGAAGGCGGUCGAGCGGCAUACCCGGAACAUUGAGGGCACUAUCCAGCAGAAUAUGACCCUGUAUGGCUCCAUGAAGGAUGACGUCAUCAAGGAGGCUCAUAAAGUGCAAUUGGUAAUUUUGGAGCGUAAUAAAAUCAAGGAGGAUCUGCGAAAGAACCAGAAGGAGCUGGAGGAGUUCAAAGAGUUUGCUGAAACCACAGAGCGAAAAAUAUGCCAGAACAAGCGCGAGAUCGAUGAGCUUACCAAGCGCAUCAAGUCGGCCAAGACCACCCUGGUGGAGUGGACCGAGGCAAUGGAGGACGGCAACAAGGGCUACCAGCUGAUUGAGAAGUACUACCUGGACGAUCAGCAGAAAGCCAGGGAGCUGAAUACCAAGCGCCAACUCCUUCAGGCGGAGAUCGACAAGCGGCGCAAACAGGUAGUGAUGCUCUACGAUGAGCAGACCACGCUCGAGAAAAAUCUGGAGCGUACCGCAACCCUCUACCGGGCCGCCCAUGUGGAGCGGCGACAGAUGGUGGAUACUUGGAAGAGCGCCGUCAAUCAGAUGACCCAACGCGAAUCCGAUAUCCAGCUCAACGAGAUCGAGUGCUCCGAUCUGGCCAAGAGAGCUCUGAUAGCGAGCCAGAGCUACAAGGACCAAGACCGCCAGCUGGACGAGGUGAUCGAGAACAAUCGUCAGGUGGAGAUGAGCAUUGAGAUCCUGAAUGAGGAGACGUCGGACCUGAAGAACCAGAUUCAAAGGAUUGUAGAUGCCGCAGCUCUAAAAGAUCGGGAGAUCGAUGGCUUGCGAAAGGAACUGGAGAACCUUUCAAACCAGGUGCACUUGCAGCGUGUGGAGAACAAGGCCCAGACCAAGUUGCGCGACAAGAAGAUCCAGGAGCUUAAUAACUUUGAGUCUGUGAUGGAGAAAGUGAAUGCCCGACUUGAGGCGAUCCAAAACAAAGCGCUGAAUGCGGAUCAGCGGCUGCGCAUCCUGGAGGACAUGAUUAGUGCCGAGGAUGAGGCCCUGAAGGCCCUCGACAAGGAGCAAGAGAAGGUCAACGAGUUGCUGUACCGCACCCAGCGGCAGGUGGAGGAGUUGACCGACGAGCAUAAGAUUCUUCUCGUUCAGAACGACUCCUUGGUCUCCAAUCUGGCUGCCGUCAAACGCGGCCAAAAAGCCAUCUACCAUGAACUCCAACGACAGACCGAGAUCCAUUACAGCUUGUCCUUUAAGUAUCUGGAGGCGGAGCGCAAGUACGCCGAGAUGAAGGGCCAGAACGAAGACCCCGAACUGGAGGCACAAAACCUGGCCAAGCUAAGCAACCUCGAGAUGGAGUUCGAGAAGCUUACCCGCCUGAUAGCCACCACCGAGGCCCAGAACAAAAAGCUCAACCACAACAUGAACAACCUUGUGGUACAGUACAAUGCCGACGAGAAGGACCUGGAAAUGGUCAGGUUCAAGAUCAAGGAAGCUCAGGUCUACUGUGAGGGCACGGUGAAGAGACUGCGCCAGAACCGCUACGAGAACUCGGAGCUGAUCGUCGAUCUGAAUAUGGUGAAGAUGCGCUGCAACGACAUGGAGGUGGGAAUCGGGGGCUGCGAGCAGGGCACCUAUGACCUGGAUCAGCAUCGUCUUGCCUUCAGACGGGCCAUCAAGGACCGCACCGUGGAGCUGCGAAGCCAGGAGGAUGUGCUCCUGCUGAAGAGGAAACACCUCAACGAGGAGCUGAGCACCCUCCGGGCAGAUCUUGGCGAGCGGAAGAAACAUAUCGAGGCAAUGCAGUCUAGGUUCGAGCUAACAUCCCAGCUGCUGGGCAAGAACGAGGAUGGCACCAUAAUGACCAGUACCCAGCUGAAGGUGGCGAGUGCCCAGGAGCGCCAGAUGCUGGCCGAUGAGGGCGACGAGCUCAACAAGAAGGUUCUAAAGGCCGAGAAGGAGGUGGUGGCCCUGGAGAAUACUCUACACCAGUUCGACCAGUCCAACGACAAUUACCGCAAAACUUUCACAUCAGCGGAUGACAAUUCCAAAGAUCGCGAGCGUGCCGAGAUUGAGCUUAAGGAGCUGGAGGCCUCCUACUGUCGCGACCUAGAGAAGCUGAAGGUGCUGCGCUGUAAGGCCCAGCACUACGACCAAAAGCAUGAGGCCCAGAGGGCGGAGGAGACCGACUUGAUCAAUCGGUUGGAGAAGGCACGCGUCCAGCGAGCGCAGAAUGCCGAGACCCUGGAGAAGAUCGAGCGAGAUUUGGACGAGCAGCGACUAAAGCUGGACCGGGCACAGCGUGAGAUUCGAAUGCAACUCCGAGAGAUACGGGCCCGGCCAUUUAGCGAAGAAUACCUGGCCGCCUUUGAGCGGGAGAUCAGCCUGCAGGAGCUGGAGUCCCGCAACAAUAAGGCCCUCAACAUGAUCACCGAUCUGGCCAACAGUGACGAGAACGGCACGGAGAUCAUGCACUACCUCCUCCGCAAGGGCAUCAAAAUGCCGACCCACUUGAAACGCACUCGUAGCUGCGUGUCUUGGAGCUCCUCCGAAAAGUCCUCUGAGAUGCAGGAUGCUGGCUCCUACAUCAGUGCCAAGGGGAAGACCUUCCUGGGCGCACCCACCAGUGCUAGGUCUACGGCCUCGGAGUUAUCCACCCCCUCCAUGAGAGACGAUAGCUCCACUACGUCCCUUUCCGGCAUUAGCAUCGUAUCGCUCGAGUUGCCCGAAAUGAAAAAACCACCAGAAAAAAGGAAGUCAAAGAAGUAGUUUUAGUUAGUUCGCUUGUUGCCUUUAUUUUUAUUGUUUGUACUUGGUUUAUGAUCUCGAUCCCAUAAUGAUAUAUAUUUUCCUUCGAGCUUCACGUGCUUGGUCAUCGCACUGUUUACAAAUUGGCCAACUAAACAGAACAGCAAUUGGGAUGCGUUGGCAAAGCUGGCCAAAACAAGAGAGCGCCGGUGGUAAUAAAAAUAGCUCACCAAAAA